Talaromyces stipitatus ATCC 10500 is the source of this 495-nucleotide messenger RNA. RefSeq lists its product as uncharacterized. The transcript has 2 exons. Lineage: Eukaryota; Fungi; Ascomycota; Eurotiomycetes; Eurotiales; Trichocomaceae. The record is from RefSeq and is a predicted model, not a curated record. The coding region runs from base 1 to 495 and encodes 164 amino acids.
AUGCAGCUCACCGUUCUCCUCGGCUUCCUGGUAUACCUUGGCCAGGCAACCCCAACCCCCGAGGUUCCCGCCGAAGAGACCAAAACUCUCGAACAGCGGUCGACUGGUGUCUGGCUCGAUGUCUACCACGAAGGCAAUUGCAACAGUGGCUGGGAAGAUCAACCCAACUCCGGCUGGGUGUGGUCAGGUCAAUGCAAAAACUUCGAAUCCUUCACUUACGGAGCCAGGCUCGGACAGGUUGAUCUAAAUAAAGGUCAAGUUGAAUGGCAAGAAUCCUGCACGCUGAAGUUCUGGGAAAACGCGGAUUGCCACGGCAAAGCCACUGUGCAUCAUGUUAAGGAUACUGGAACAUGGAAACAGGGUAAUGGUCCAUUUUUCUAUAUGGCGUAUAACUGCUUUGCCACUGCCAACACGGCUGACGGGUCGUUCCAUCUUCAAAAUGGAGCGGCGAGUGUCUUGAUGACUUGCAAGAUCACAUGUAUCGAGGGGGAUUAA